AUGGUACGAGACCUACUGAGAUUGCCCUCCUCACUACCCUUGAUCACUGCAGGUUUCGCUACUGAUCAAGUGCAUUUGCUUGUUGGUACGGGAUCUACCGAUUCAGUGAGCGUGUGCAAGAACAGAAUACAUUCCAUUUUGAAUGCCGGUGGUAACCCCAUAGUGGUGAAUCCUUCGUCGCCAGGUCAUAUUAAACAAUUGCAUUCAGAGUUCGGUAGCUUUAAGGAAUUUCAAAUAAUUGAGAGGGAGUUUACUUUGUCAGACUUAACCACUUUGGGGAGACUCCUUGUGUGCAAAGUCGUGGAUAGAGUAUUCGUGGAUUUACCCACAGCCCAAAGCAGCCUUUGUGAUGAAAUUUUCUGGCAAUGCCAAAAACUAAGAAUCCCCAUAAACACAUUUCACAAGCCGGAGUUUUCCACAUUCAACAUGAUUCCUACGUGGGUUGAUCCAAAGGGAAGUGGUUUGCAAAUUGCCGUCACUACAAAUGGUAAUGGAUACAUCUUGGCCAAUCGGAUCAAGAGAGACAUAAUAUCCCAUCUUCCUCCCAAUAUAUCUGAAGUGGUGAUAAAUAUGGGGUACCUAAAAGACCGUAUUAUAAACGAAGACCAUAAGACUCUAUUAAAGGAGAAGUACUAUCAAACUGAUAUGUCACUGCCUGGCUUCGGCUACGGGCUUGAUGAAGAUGGUUGGGAAAGUCAUAAAUUUAACAAGUUGAUCCGCGAAUUUGAAAUGACUAGUAGGGAACAGAGACUGAAAAGAACAAGAUGGUUAUCUCAGGUAAUGGAAUAUUACCCCAUGAACAAGUUGAGCGAUAUCAAGCUCGAGGAUUUCGAAACCUCUUCGUCUUCAAACAAGAAACCAAAGCAAGAAUCUGUUUCAGAUGACAUAGCUUCUCCCACUGGUGAGAAGAUCGAAGAGGAUACCAACCAAGUACAAUUAUCGGAAAGUAGAAAGAAAGAAGAUUCUAAAACGUCCGGGAAGAUCUCAUUAGUCGGAAGUGGUCCAGGUUCGGUGUCCAUGCUAACAAUAGGUGCAAUGCAAGAGAUAAAGACUGCGGAUAUAAUUCUAGCAGACAAACUAGUGCCUCAGGCCAUCCUAGAUUUGAUUCCUUCAAAGACAGAAACGUUCAUAGCCAAAAAAUUCCCCGGUAACGCAGAACGGGCACAACAAGAACUACUGUCCAAGGGCCUUGAGUCGCUGACCAACGGAUUGAAAGUGGUCCGUCUGAAGCAAGGUGAUCCAUACAUCUUUGGUCGUGGUGGCGAAGAAUACAAUUUCUUCAAAAGCCACGGGUACAUCCCAUCCGUUCUACCAGGUAUCAGCUCUUCUCUAGCCUGUACCGUAUUGGCUCAAAUACCUGCCACACAGCGUGACGUCGCAGAUCAAGUGCUCAUAUGCACUGGGACCGGUAGAAAGGGUGCUCUGCCAAAAAUCCCUGAGUUUGUUGAAAGUAGAACCACAGUGUUCUUGAUGGCGUUGCAUCGGGCCAACGUUCUAAUCACAGAACUAUUGAAAAAUGGUUGGGACAGUGAUGUUCCCGCUGCAAUCGUUGAGAGAGGUUCGUGUCCGGACCAACGUGUCACUAGGACCCUCCUCAAAUGGGUUCCCGAGGUGGUGGAGGAGAUUGGUUCAAGACCUCCUGGCGUCUUGGUUGUAGGUAAAGCUGUGAAUGCAUUAGCUGAUCACGAUCUAGUAAAUUUUGAUGAAUCAAGAAAAUUUGUGAUUGAUGAAGGUUUCAGAGAAUUUGAAAUUGAUAUAGAUAGUUUAUUUAAAUAG
Saccharomyces eubayanus is the source of this 1776-nucleotide messenger RNA. RefSeq names its product uroporphyrinogen-III C-methyltransferase (gene MET1). Lineage: Eukaryota; Fungi; Ascomycota; Saccharomycetes; Saccharomycetales; Saccharomycetaceae. The coding region runs from base 1 to 1776 and encodes 591 amino acids. Gene Ontology annotation, molecular function: uroporphyrin-III C-methyltransferase activity. The transcript has a single exon. The record is from RefSeq and is a predicted model, not a curated record. Gene Ontology annotation, biological process: siroheme biosynthetic process; sulfate assimilation.